CGUUGCAGUUUUAUUUCAAGGAAAUUAUUAACUUAGCUCACAUUGUUUGAAAAUCUGUUCUAAAUGCUAUCUCAUCUGCUACUUUGGAUUACCCUAUUGUCCACGGUAACUCUCGGGAAAGUCAUCCACCGACCUGUAGGUCGUGGGAUCCGAGAGUUUAGUGGUUAUCCUGAGACAGAAGCUAUGGGUGUUGGAUCUCCUGCAUCCACGAGAUAUAAGAAGUCUCCACUACUAGAAGCUACAUACGUUUUCGACCCACAAUCCAGAAUUAUCCCGAGUAAAGAAAGACUUGGACUCAGCUCACGGUCCGUCGUCCAGUCACUAAGUCUUAGUGAGAACGAGGUGGUACAGGAAUCAUGCGUGACAGCCGACGGACGGGAGGGCACGUGCUAUGACGCAUCUGUCUGUAUGAAACGGGGAGGAGUUCCAAUGGGCCACUGUGUAGAAGAUAGUAGCAGUGUAUGCUGUUUGUUUGAGGUGUCAUGUGGCAACAGCAGUUACGAAGAAUUCACGUAUUUUAGGAACCCUUCCUUUCCUCAACCGUACGAAAAAGAACAGCUGUGUAGAAUCAAAGUCGGAAAGAGAAAGCCUAACAUUUGUCAAAUGCGUCUUGACUUUUUGGAACUGGACAUAGCUCGGCCUGUUGACGGCAACUGUUCGCAAGAUAUGCUGGUCAUUUCUGGACAAAACGAAAACAAUCUCGUCCCCCGAAUUUGUGGUCUAAACAGUGGCCACCACUUUUAUGUAGACGUAGACGAAUCAGGAAUGGUUAGUGUGCAUGUGAUGAUGAUCAACAGCUAUUCCAGAAAAUUUAACAUAAAAGUUACCCAGUUGGAGUGCCAAACUUAUGAAAUAGUUCCUCUUCAUUGCUUACAAUACUACACUGGAACUCACGGCGUUAUUAAGAGCUUUAAUUAUGAUGAAGAGGGUUCCACAGUUCAUCAAGGCUAUCCCAACAACCUAGAUUACACCAUUUGUUUAAAGAAAGAGCCAGGAUUUUGUUCCGUUUCAUACGAACUUGCUUCCGGUGUCUCGGGGAUUAAACCCUUCGGUGUAGGCUCGGUCACUGCAUCUUCAACGUCGACUGUCACAGCGCCAGUUGUUGCCGAGUGUCCGGAAGACUUCUUGGUGAUAGGAGGGAUCCGACUGUGCAGUGGACGUGUAGCUGCCUCUACAAGUAUUGUAAGAGGUCGUGAAACAAACACAACUACUUCUAGACUAUUAACAGAUUCGACACCGGGUCCAUUUUUAGUGAGAUUCGUCUCAGAUCAUGCAAAAAACGCUCGAGGCUUCAAUCUUCAAUAUCGACUGAACCCUUGCAAAUAAAAAAAUGAAAACGAAAAUUUAACUAUCCUAUAACAAAACGGAUGUUUUAUCCUACAUCCGACUGACUUGAGUUUUAAUAUUUUAUACUUUCUCAUAUGUAAAAUCUAUGUUUCGUUUAUGUUUAACGUGCACAUUUGCUCUUCGUUUUUAUUUAGUGAGUAUAUAAUUUGACAAUGCACUAUGUUUCUAUUUUAGACAAGUAGACGAAGAAAACUAUUUGGAAUAGUUAAAUGGGCAAGGGAAAAGGUAAAACCGGAUCUCUGUUCUUUUUUUGUUGAUGUUUUUUGUAUGUCCAAACCUAGAUUAGAAGUUUUUUUUCAAUAUUUUUC
Molecule: messenger RNA, 1655 nt
Organism: Limulus polyphemus (Atlantic horseshoe crab)
Lineage: Eukaryota; Metazoa; Arthropoda; Merostomata; Xiphosura; Limulidae
Exons: 7
Coding region: 64-1326 (420 amino acids)
Source: RefSeq, a predicted model, not a curated record